Messenger RNA from Nakaseomyces glabratus, 432 nucleotides. RefSeq names its product U2-type spliceosomal complex subunit CWC21 (gene CWC21). The record is from RefSeq and is a predicted model, not a curated record. NCBI's taxonomy places the organism in Eukaryota, Fungi, Ascomycota, Saccharomycetes, Saccharomycetales, Saccharomycetaceae.
AUGGGUCGUGGUGUUGGGUUACAGUCUGCUAAAGGUAGCAGCACGUCUGGGUAUGUGCAGAGAUCGCUUGCUCACGACAACAGGGACGACAAGACCGGUAUAGUUAGGCUGAAGAACAAGAACUACGAGCUCAGGAAGAUCACAAAGAGAUCUCAGAAGGUUGACAAGCCUGCGAAUGAAAGUAAGGACAAUGGGUUGAAGAAAGUGCUGGUGGAACACGACAAGAGAAGAGAAAUUGAAGUUCAAGUGAGUGAACUAAGGGACUCGCUAGAAGAUAAGCAGGAUAGGAAUCCAGAUGAAUGGCCUGACAAACGGAUAGAUGAAGAGUGUGAAAAACUUCGAAGCACUCUACUCGCAGAUCUACAGGAGAAAGAGAAAUACCAGAAAGCAUACACACCAAGAUCUAAGAGAAGCUCGGAAUCAUCUAAAUAG